UUUCCGCAAAGAAUACUUGUUAAUAAAAUUAUGGCAUUAAAUCCAGAGAGGUUAAAUCUAACUCGGAAUAUCUGGACAAACAGAGAAAUCGUAUGUAUGCUGGAAAUAUUCCGGGAGGAAAAAAUCUUGGAUUUGUUCGACGGGAAAAGGUACAAAAACACAGAGAUUUAUAAAUUAGUUGAAAAAAAAAUGGUUGAGAAGGGGUUUCUAAACAAAUCUGCCGACCAGAUAAAAAAUAAGUGGAAGGCUUUAAAAACCCAGUACAACAACUGUGUGAAAAACAAUUCCCGCAGUGGAAUGGAUAGAAGUGAAUGCGAAUAUUUCACUUUAUUAGAGGAUAUAUUAGGGAUCCGUCCUUCUUCAAGUUUAGGGGGGAUCGAUAGUGACAUCAUUGAAGUCGAAGAAAAUGUAUCAAAUGAGGAGUUAGGCGGCUAUCUGCAGAGUCCCGUCAGCUCACUGAGGUCCGAGAGCAGAUCGGCAGAACACCCAGAGCCACAGCCAGGGACAUCAAGAACACCAAUUAGAACCUCCAGAUCUGCCCAGAGCAAGUAUGAUGAUUUAUUUUUUCAUUAA
Messenger RNA from Sitophilus oryzae (rice weevil), 573 nucleotides. RefSeq lists its product as uncharacterized. The record is from RefSeq and is a predicted model, not a curated record. NCBI's taxonomy places the organism in Eukaryota, Metazoa, Arthropoda, Insecta, Coleoptera, Curculionidae. Bases 31 to 573 code for a protein of 180 amino acids. The transcript has a single exon.